This is a messenger RNA of Harpia harpyja (harpy eagle), 2340 nucleotides long. It is a transcript of the gene MCM7, whose product is annotated as minichromosome maintenance complex component 7. Gene Ontology annotation, biological process: DNA strand elongation involved in DNA replication; double-strand break repair via break-induced replication; DNA replication initiation. NCBI's taxonomy places the organism in Eukaryota, Metazoa, Chordata, Aves, Accipitriformes, Accipitridae. Gene Ontology annotation, molecular function: ATP binding; single-stranded DNA binding; single-stranded DNA helicase activity. Bases 22 to 2178 code for a protein of 718 amino acids. Gene Ontology annotation, cellular component: nucleus; MCM complex. The record is from RefSeq and is a predicted model, not a curated record. The transcript is spliced from 15 exons.
GGCACCGAUCCCGGUCCCACCAUGGCGCCGCGCGACUACGCCGCCGAGAAGGAGAAGGCGAAGCGGUUUCUGCAGGAUUUCUACCGCGAUGGCGCCGACGGCGGCAAGGAGUUCCCGUACCGGGAGCAGCUGACGGCGCUGGCGCACCGGGAGCGCGUGGCACUGUACGUGGCGCUGGACGACGUGGCCGAGGACGACCCCGAACUGGCCGAGGCCGUCUGCGACAAUGCCAAGCGCUACGGCCGCCUCUUCGCCGACGCCGUCCAUGAGCUGUUGCCGCUCUACAAGGAGCGCGAGGUGUCCCGCAAGGACGUGCUGGACGUGUACAUCGAGCACCGGCUGCUGCUGGAGCAGCGGGGCCGGGAUGCAGGGGACACCCGCAGCCCCCAGAAUCAGUACCCCCCCGAGCUGCUGCGGCGCUUCGAGCUGUACUUCAAGGCCCCCUCCACCGCCAAAGCCCGUGUGGUCCGUGACGUCAAGGCCGACUGCAUUGGGAAGCUGGUGACUGUCCGCGGCAUCGUCACCCGUGUCACCGAGGUCAAGCCCAUGAUGGUGGUGGCCACCUACAGCUGCGACCAGUGCGGGGCCGAGACCUACCAGCCCAUCCAGUCGCCCACCUUCAUGCCGCUGCUGAUGUGCCCGAGCCGCGAGUGCCAGACAAACCGCUCGGGGGGGCGGCUCUACCUGCAGAGCCGCGGCUCCAAGUUCAUCAAGUUCCAGGAGCUGAAGAUGCAGGAGCAUACCGACCAGGUGCCGGUGGGACACCUUCCCCGCUCCAUCAGCGUGGCUGUGCACGGGGAGAACACACGCCUGGCCCAGCCCGGGGACCACGUCAGCGUCACCGGCGUCUUCCUGCCCCUGCUGAAGACCGGCUUCCGCCAGAUGGCCCAGGGCUUGCUCUCUGAGACCUACCUGGAGGCCCACUGCAUCGUGAAGAUGAACAAGAGCGAGGAGGACGAGUCGGGGGCCGGGGACCUGAGCGAGGAGGAGCUCCGGCAGAUCACAGAGGAGGACUUUUAUGACAAGCUGGCCGCCUCCAUCGCCCCCGAGAUCUAUGGCCACGAGGAUGUGAAGAAGGCGCUGCUGCUGCUGCUGGUGGGCGGCGUGGAUCGCAACCCCCACGGCAUGAAGAUCCGAGGAAACAUCAACAUCUGCCUCAUGGGUGACCCCGGUGUGGCCAAGUCGCAGCUCCUGUCCUACAUCGACCGCCUGGCACCCCGCAGCCAGUACACGACAGGCCGGGGCUCCUCCGGCGUGGGGCUGACGGCGGCCGUGCUGCGGGACCCGCUGACUGGGGAGCUGGCGCUGGAGGGGGGUGCGCUGGUGCUGGCCGACCGGGGCGUCUGCUGCAUUGACGAGUUUGACAAGAUGCUGGAGGCCGACCGCACGGCCAUCCACGAGGUGAUGGAGCAGCAGAGCAUCUCCAUCGCCAAGGCAGGCGUGCUGGCCACCCUCAAUGCCCGCUGCGCCAUCUUGGCUGCCGCCAAUCCCGCCUACGGCCGCUACAACCCCAAGCGCAGCCUGGAGCACAACAUCCAGCUGCCCGCCGCCCUCCUCUCCCGCUUCGACCUGCUCUGGCUCAUCCAGGACCGCCCUGACCGCGACAACGACCUGCGCCUGGCCCAGCACAUCACCUAUGUGCACCAGCACAGCCGCCAGCCCCCCUGCUCCUUCCAGCAGCUCGACAUGAAGCUGAUGAGGCGCUACAUUGCCAUGUGCAAGCGGAAGCAGCCAGUGGUGCCGGAGGCUUUGGCCGACUACAUCACGGCCGCCUACGUGGAGAUGCGGAAGGAGGCGUGGGCCAGCAAGGACACGACCUACACCUCGGCGCGCACCUUGCUGGGCAUCCUCCGCCUGGCCACUGCCCUGGCCCGGCUGCGGCUGGUGGACGUGGUGGAGAAAGAGGAUGUGAACGAGGCCAUGAGGCUCAUGGAGAUGUCGAAGGACUCGCUGCUGGGGGACAAGGGACAGCAGAGCCGGGUGCAGCGUCCGGCCGACGCCAUCUUUGCGGCAGUGCGGGAGCUGGCGGGGGGCCGGGCUGUGCCCUACGCCGAGGCCUUGCAGCGCUGCUUGGCCAAGGGCUUCACCCCUGCCCAGGUCCAGGCUGCGCUCCAGGAGUACGAGGAGCUCAACGUGCUGCAGGUCAAUGCCGCCCGCACCCGCAUCACCUUUGUCUGAGGGGGGGGAACACGGGGGGGGAUGCCCUACAGCCCCCCUGCAGGGCAGGGGGGAUGCACAGGGAUGCAGUUGCUGUCACCGGACACAGGGACACAUCCUGUGUCUCUCCGCUGGCUCCCGUGGGCUUCCACCUGCCCCAGCCCCGCUCCCCUCAUUAAAGCA